GGAUUGGUCGGACGAGCGUACAGCCUUCUUUAAGUAAGCAGGCUGAAUCUUGGGAGUCUUCAUAAAUAGAAUCCGACCCUCUUUCACACCACGACCCCGCCAACAACAACACGAACCUUUCAACAAUCCACCUCACGAUUAUUUACGAACCGUACUCUUUGAGCUCUUCCUUCCGAGUAUCGCCUUACAUACACACCUGAUAGUCAUCAUGGCAGCUGAAGCCCCCAAGCAACAAAGCCCCCCGCUCAAGUACACCGUUACGCAUAACCGCAAGCCGACUCACACCCACGAGGAGUUCAUUGCUUGGUUGGUUAAUACGCACCUCCCGCUCGCCCUGCCAGUUUUGAAGAAACAUGGCGUUUUGGGCUAUGAACUUUUCGUCACCCCCCCCUUCCUCUCCACGGCCCUCGCGGCCGAAAUGGCCGUCUUCCAACCCACCUGGGACGUCUCGACCACCGACUGCUUCAUCGAGUACACGAUCCCAGACAUGCAGAGCAUGAAGGACGUGGUGGCGGACCCGGACUGGGGCGUCGCGACCAGGGACCAGGAUGAGUGGGUCGAGAUGAGCAAGAGUUUGGUGAGUUUGGGGUUUAGUACCAGUUAUUUGAGUGGUGGGGAGAUUGUGAAGAAGUGAGCUGCGUAUGAGGACGUAGAGGGAUGCGG
This is a messenger RNA of Mollisia scopiformis, 663 nucleotides long. RefSeq lists its product as uncharacterized. Lineage: Eukaryota; Fungi; Ascomycota; Leotiomycetes; Helotiales; Mollisiaceae. The transcript is spliced from 2 exons. Bases 209 to 634 code for a protein of 141 amino acids. The record is from RefSeq and is a predicted model, not a curated record. Gene Ontology annotation, molecular function: oxidoreductase activity.